AUGACACAGAUGUCGGAAGUAUCCGAAUCAACUAUCAUAACAACUUCGGCUCAAGGAGCGGAAGAAGCUGUGGUAAAUAUUUCUAAACCAUCACCAACCGUUAAAGCUUCUUCCAUAUCUCCAAGUCAACAACACAGUGCCACAUCUACCCCCAUUUUAAAUAAUAUUUUAUCCAAACCUUCUAUAAUUGAAACUGUCUCUACUUCUAAUUUUGAAUCCAAUUCAACUUUGGCAACUCCUAAAUCUGACAAUAACAUGUUAAUCUCUAAACAAUCAAUGGAAGCACAGACAAAUAACAUUGCUAAUAAAUCAGAUCUCGGUGCCACAAUUCAAAAGAGUUUGCAAGAACAACAGAACUUACCUCAACAUCAAUGGCCUCCAAAGACAAUGCCACCACCACAAAGUUUGCCUCCUAACAACCCACAAAAUAGUCAGUGGUUACAGCAACAAAAAUUUAUACCAGGUCAAAAUAUGCCGGGAACCAAUUGUUACAAUCCAAAUCCCAUUUCACAACAGCUCGUUAUGCCAAAUGGAGGUGUUUUAACGCCGAAGUUACCUAAUGGAGUUCUUAAUAUAUCACCAACUGGAGAAACAUCAAAAAAGUCUCUUGAAAACAUGGCAACACUAGGAAAUUCACAAAAUAGUCCUACACAACAAGUUCCUUGUAAUAGUCAGCAACAGAAUAAUGUAGAUGUUAUUACUUCAAAUGGUGCACUAGGUUUAAGUAUCAAUACUAAUCAUAAAGAAGCAACAUCUCCUGCUGGAAAUUCUUCUACUGUAGAUGAUAAUGAUGAUUCUAAGAAUUCUUUGUUACAUUCUCCAUCAUGGUCUAAUCAAUCAGCAAGUCAGAAAACAGCACCACCUACUCCAUCGGCAUCAUCAACACCUUCGGUGGAAGUGGUAACCACGCCGUCACGGGGAAAUUUAUCAUCUGGUGAAAUUAUACACAAAUUAGCAACGACAGUUUACUUUAAUGAAGAGUUAACAACAGAAUUAUUAAAUGAAAGGAAAACUUUUUUUGAACGAUUAUAUAAAAUAGGUGAAAAACAUAAAGAUAUUAUAACAGCUGCUCCAUGUAUUAGUAAGACACCGGUGGAUCUAUUUCGUUUAUGGAAAGGUGUUUUGGAGCGUGGUGGGUUUGAUACAGUAACAAAUAAAAAAGAAUGGAAAACAUUAUGUCCUUUAAGUCAUCCAUCUAUGCAAGAAUCCUCUGCAGCUGGUUAUCAACUUCGUAGACAUUAUACAAAAUAUGUAUUAAGGUUAGAAUGUGAAGAUACGGGUAAGAAUUAUGAAGAGUCAGUUGAGAAUGCAGAUAGAUUAAAAAAGAAAAAAAAAGUUAAAGAACCAGCACCAGCUACAGCUACUCCUGUACCUACAACUACUACAGGAGUUGGUUCAAAUAUUCCUAAUGGAUCAAGUUCUAAUUCUCAACCUAUGACACCAGCACCAUCUAAUCAUGGUAUGCCACAAGGAACUUCACAACAUCCUCAAAGUAGUGGUAGACCAGGAUAUGGUGUUCCAGGCCAACAAUCUCAAGGUUACCCACAACCACAGCAUCAUUCAGGAGAGAUGGGUCCUGGAGGAUAUCCAUAUCAUCAAAUGCCUUAUCCUCAAUGGAGUCAACCACAACCACCACCUGGAUAUCCAUAUAAUUCAAAUAUUCCUCAACGAAUGCCACCACAUCCUCAUAUGAGGCCACCAAAUAUGCCUAUUGGUUCUGAACAACAUAUGCCUUAUGAUGAUCCAAAUAGAAGUGGAGGAUAUUAUGGAAAUACUAUGGUACCACCACAUCAACAUGUAGGAUAUCCAGGGGCUUCAUCAACACCAAUGAGUCAUUUACCUGUACAAUUACAACCUACAUCUCAGCAACAAUCAAGUGCUCAAGAUGCUCAAAGAAAAUCUGCUACACCAUCUCAGGUAAAUAGUCGUGCUCCAUCUACUGGCCCACCACCUGAUACACCUGAUUCUAAUAGUCGAAUGUCUGCGAUAAGUGAAGAUCAAUCACAAAGUUCUUUAUCUAAUGCUCCUAUUCCAAGUCAUUCACAAACUCCAGUACAACAACCAAUACCGCAACAACCACCUCCUCAAAUACAACAACAACCUUCUCCAUUUUAUCCACCACCAUCUACAGGUAGUUAUAUUAACUCACCGAAACCAUCAAAUACACCAAUUGGUGGACAAGGAUAUCCUCCUUAUCAGAACCCAAUGUGGGGAAGAAUGCCACCUCAAAGUACUGGUCCACCGUUAUAUUCUCAACCUGGUGUUAAUGUAUCUUCUGCACAACAUCAACAACAACAACAACAGCAACGUCGACCAACAAUGUAUCCAGGUGUUCCACCACCACCAUCACCUCAAACAUCACAAAAUCAUCAGAACAGAGGAAAAUAUCCACCUAUGACUCAACAAUCAAUACCUCAACAACCAUCAAUGCAAUAUCCAUCUUUAAUGAAUAAUAAUAAUGGAAUUGUAUCAAGAAUGAGUUCAGGUGGUCCUAUGUUAGGGUCAAUGAUGCCUCAACAGCAAUCUCAACAACAUACUGGAACACCAGGACAAAUAAUUGGAUCAACAGCAUCUCAUAAUAUUAUUACAGGAAAUGUAAUUAGUCAAUUACCUUGUUUUUCUUCAGCACCUUCAGUACCAAUAUCAAAAGUUAUGCCACCUAAUUGUGUUGAAGGAAUAGAUUAUAAUUCAAGUAAAAAACGAAAGAAAAUAUUUAUUCGUGAUUUACCUUUAUAUCAUCCAAAACGUUUUAUAAUGGCAUUACGAAGUGGUUUAGAAGCAGAAAUAAUAUGGGCUAUAAAUAAUCUUGAAAUAAUGAUUUAUGAUCCAGAUCCAAAUUUUUAUCUUAAUUGUGAGGCAUUCCCGGAUUUGUUAAAUUUGUUAGUAGAACAUUUACGCGCUGCACUGUCAUUGUUGUAUCCAGAUGAAUUUAAAUUAUACAAUUGUAAAAAAGCAUUGCUAAUUGUUGAAGAGAAAGAGCUUUUAAAGACAGAAUUUGAUGAUACAUUAGUAUCAAGAAAUAAUUCACCAAAUUCUGAUUGUAGUAGCAAUAGUACAAAUAUUACUUCAAGUAGGACGCCAAUAAAUUCUAAAUUUGUUAAUGGUCAUUUAAAUAAAAAUAAUAAAAAAGAAGAUAAUAAUUGUGAAAAUAUUGUUGAUAAUAAUGAUUCAUUGAAAGUAGUGAAAAUAUUUAGCAAAACAUUACAAAAAAAUGGUUUUAAAAUUAAAUAUGUGGAUAGAAAAAUUCCAUUAGAUUUAGAAAGGCAAAGACCAAUAACUUUUGAUUUAGAUAAAGAUUAUUAUGAUGAAUCAUUAGAUUCUGAAGCAAUAGGUGAGAAAUUUUAUCAAGGUUAUGGUAGUGGCUUAUCUUCAAGAAUUGGCAUACUUUUAAAAAAUAAACUAUGUUUUGAGGAUGAAAUUGAAAUACUUAAGAAUUCAAAGAGAAAAUGUAAUGGUAAUAGUGAUUACAUUCCUUGUAAAAUAUCAAAAAAUGAUAAUAAUAUCAAGGAGGAAGAUUGUGUAAUUAUGGUGAAUAAAGAUGAAGAAGUUUUAAAUAAUAGUAACAAUGAUAAUAUUAAUAAUGGUGAUAUAAUUAAUGAGAUAAAAAGAAAAAAAGGUAAUGGGUUGUUUAAUUUCCGCAAUAGGAACAAGCAAGAAUUAGCUACAAGAUGUUUGGCUUUGUCAAAUAUAUUACGUGGAUUUGCAUUUUUACCAAGAAAUGAAAAAUGUAUGGCUCGUCAUUAUGGUUUAUUACAUUUAUUGGGAAAAUUCCUUCGAUUACGUGUAGAAGAAACAAAAAUAGUAAAAUUGAAGAAACCAAAGUUUGAUGGAAAAGAUUUGACAUCUAGAAUAGGUACAUUAACAACAUUAGAAGAUUCUGAUGCUGAUUUAUUGCUUGAAAAAGAUGACAAUGAUGAAUAUUUACUUGAUAAUGUGGCAGAUUCAUUAAGACAAGAUGCUUUUGUAAUACUUUCAUAUAUUGCAGGUUACCUAAAUUUAAUGGAAUUAGAUAGUCCAAUAGCAUUUUCAAUAAUGGAUGGUUUAAUAUUUUGGUUAACAAGUAAUACAUCAUAUGCUAAAGAUUUUAUUAUAAGUGGUGAUUCCUCAGCACGUCAUUUUGCACUAGAUGUAAUAGGCAAAAUGGUUAUACAAGAAAGCAAUACAGAUCUCCUAUAUAGUACUGGUUCAUUCAAAAGAACAAUUGAGAUGAUAAAAAUUUUAAGUGAAUUUUUAAUUCUUAGUGAAGAGGUCCCAAUACGUGAGUAUGCUUUAGUGAUAUUAGAUUCUUUAGUUACCAUCUAUCCUGAAGUUUGUUAUGUCUUGGCUAAUGAAACAUCUGCGGUUAAAUAUUUAAUAACUUUCCUAGAAUUUAUUAAUGGAAAUUUGAAUCAAAUAACACAACAACAAACUUCUGGUAUACAAAUGUUAAAAGAAAAUGCAGAAGUUAUGGGAACAACAUGGAACAUGUUAAGAAGAGCAACAAACAUUCUAUAUAAUAUGGCGAAAAUUCCAUCAAAUAUGCAUUUAUUUACAAAACACCGUUACAGUAUUUUGGAUUUAUCUCUUUCCACAAUGAUGGAUAGUGGUAUAAGUCGUAUGUUAAAUGACAUUCUUUUUGAAGUUUCACAAUAUGAAUAUCGACAAAAUCCACCACCUAAAGUAUCUCAUGAGAUAAUUGAUUUUGAUGACAUAUCAGUCACAAUAAAUGAUAAUGAGAAGAAGGAGCAGUCAUCGAAGUCUUCUUCCGUUACUAAUAAUACAGCAACUGUUGAAAAAGAGAAUAAUGGAGUAAUAAAUGAGGAAGCAAACAGUACAUCAAAGGAUUGUGCUGAGACAUCUUCAAGUAAUGAAUUAAAAAAAGAAGCAUCACAAACAGAGGAUACAAGAACAGAAGCGAAUAAUAGUAAUAAUGUUUCAGAAUCUACAGCUCCAACAAUAGUAACAGCUUCUGCAUGA
Messenger RNA from Strongyloides ratti, 4956 nucleotides. Its product is annotated as Trithorax group protein osa. The record is from RefSeq and is a predicted model, not a curated record. Lineage: Eukaryota; Metazoa; Nematoda; Chromadorea; Rhabditida; Strongyloididae. Gene Ontology annotation, molecular function: nucleosome binding; DNA binding. Gene Ontology annotation, cellular component: SWI/SNF complex; nucleoplasm; brahma complex. Bases 1 to 4956 code for a protein of 1651 amino acids. Gene Ontology annotation, biological process: positive regulation of DNA-templated transcription; chromatin remodeling; regulation of transcription by RNA polymerase II. The transcript has 6 exons.